Kogia breviceps (pygmy sperm whale) is the source of this 906-nucleotide messenger RNA. NCBI's taxonomy places the organism in Eukaryota, Metazoa, Chordata, Mammalia, Artiodactyla, Physeteridae. The record is from RefSeq and is a predicted model, not a curated record.
AUGAAGACUCUGGGGAACCACACUCUUGGUUUUUCAUUACAAAAGCUGCAGACGGACCACACCCCGGUGCACCUGGCACUGCUGGACGAGAUCAGCACCUGCUACCAGCUCCUCCACCCUCAGGUCCUGCAGCUGCUGGUGAAGCUCUUCGAGACGGAGCACUCCCAGCUGGACGUGAUGGAGCAGUUCGCGUUGAAGAAGACCCUUCUGGACAGGAUGGUGCACCUGCUGAGCCAGGGCUACGUGCUCCCCGUGGCCCACAAGUGUCUGGAGAAGCUGGACACUGACAUCUCCCUCAUUCGCCACUUUGUGACUGAGGUGCUCGACGUCAUCGCACCCCCCUACACCUCUGACUUCGUGCAGUUUUUCCUUCCUAUCCUGGAGAACGACAGCAUCGCCGGCACCAUUAAAACAGAAGGUGAACACGACCCUGUGACAGAGUUUAUAGCUCACUGCAAGUCUAACUUCAUCUUGGUGAACUGAUUCAGAGCAUCCUCCAGAGCAGGAGCAGAACAUUGCAGGAGACCCGCUGUGGAGAAACCCUUUCCAGAAGCUAUUGUUGAAGAGGCCCAGUCAGCAUCUUGGAAAUGGGCUCUGGUGGGAGGAGGUGGAUAACUUUUUAAAAAAGGAACAUGUUAGCAGUGUAAUGACCAUUAGGAACAGUCCCCUCGCCUCGUGAGUCCAGGGCUGCCCCCAAGUCCUGUUUACAGUAUUCAUUUCCCCCAGUAGUGGAACUAGGUCCUGUUACCUCUUGGGAUGUAGCCAACUGUCAGCCCCGGGGGUGGUGGAAAUUCAGAAACUGAGACACUUAGAAGAACUAUUUUCAGAGUUGAUUUAAGUUUUCUCACAAGGCUCCAUUGGUUAAUUCAUAUUAUUGCAAUUGCUUUCAUUUUCCGAGAACAAAUA